GUUGAAUUUGACACAGGAUAAGUGAUAACUAUAUAGUAUCGUUCGUCAAUCUUCCUGUUCAACAGCCUAGUGCUGUCUUGAUCGGGUGUUUAAAACGAAUAUUUUUUUAAUUAGUAUUUAUAUACCAUAAAAAUAUUUCGCUGAAAAGUGUGGAAUAUCGUGACUAUUACUUGACCAGUGCAUAUAAAAAAUAAAGUAUUCACAAUGUUGCGAGCUUUAUUAAAUAAAUUUUGGGAUGAGGAUGUCUGGCUGCCGCCGAAUACUACUUGGGAGGAUAUAACUCCAGGGCCGGAUAAGGCUGUGGUGUACGCGGAUUACAGACACCUUCUAUACCCCAUACCCUUGGCAUUAGUGUUAAUAGCUUUACGACAGGUAUUAGAGAAAUAUUGGUUUGCACCAUUCGGAAGGUCACUAGGUAUUAAGAACACAAGACCAAAGAAAGCUCCAAAUAAUUCUAAACUAGAACUAGCAUACAUCGACUGUCCCAAAAUAAAACAUAAACAGUUGUUUUUGAGCAAGGAUGAGAUAUGUGCUCUAGCGAAGCAGUUGGACAUGUCAGAGAGGCAGGUGGAGAGAUGGUGGAGGUUAAGGAGGAGCCAGGAUAAGCCUUCUACCCUUGUGAAGUUUUGCGAGAACAUGUGGCGGUGCACAUUUUAUUUGUACAAUUUUUCUUACGGAAUGUUCAUUCUAUGGGAUAAGGAAUGGCUAUGGGACAUCGACCAGUGUUACAUCGGUUAUCCCCAUCAGGGUCUCACUCCGGACAUAUGGUGGUAUUACAUGAUAUCGGCAGCGUUCUACUGGUCUCUGACCAUAUCUCAGUUCUGGGAUGUUCGUCGUAAGGAUUUCUGGCAGAUGUUCGUCCACCACAUCGCCACCAUCUUACUGCUGUCUUUCAGCUGGGUGUGUAACCUUCAUCGGAUUGGUACACUGGUGCUGCUGCUGCAUGACUGUGCUGAUAUAUUCUUAGAGGUGAGUAAGAAGGCUGCUAAGGCGGCGAAAUACGCUAACUAUCAGAAGCUAUGUGACGCGAUAUUCACGGUGUUUACAGCGCUGUGGAUUAUGACGAGAUUAGGAAUAUAUCCUUUCUAUAUCAUUUGGAGUACAUCGAUUCGUGCUCCCAUGUUACUACCAAUGUUUGCUGCCUACUAUAUCUUCAACUCGUUACUGUGUCUGCUACUGGCUUUACAUAUGGUCUGGACAUGGCUUAUAUUACAAGUCGCAUAUAAAUCUAUCAAUGCUGGGAAGAUGGAAGGUGACAUAAGGAGUUCUAGUUCAGAAUUCAGCGACAGUUCACAUCAAUCAAACCACAGUACACCAAAUAGGAACAGCAAAAAAGACACAUAGAGGUCAUCAUUCCUAUGAUACAAAUUAUCAAGAGUUACUGACAAACAAAAACGUGGUACCAUCUAUAUAAAGGCAGUGGAAUGUAUAUUGAAUAUUAUUUUGCUAUUGGCUGAAAUUCAUAUCAAAAUUUGUAAAUAUUUAUUGUUAUAGCAAAACUUAAUACUAAAAGACCAAUAGUAACUAAUUUCAAACAAUCAAAUUUACCAAAGCACAAAGAUUUUCACAUAUUUUUUUUUUCAUUUACAUAGGGAGAGAACACCAAGAACUAGUCAAAAUUAUUAAUUUUGAUUAGGAUAAAAAAAAAAGUUAUUUUUAGAUUUCAUGGUAUACUUUGACUAAUUAAUAUUUUAUAUAAAAAUGCAUAAUUUUUGGCUUAUGUUUUUAAGGCUGAACAUUUUUGAAUGCUAAUUUAUAUUUGCAUUUGCAAAUUAUAUGAAAAACUAUACCCAUACAAUAUGAAGUGUUCAUCUAGAAGAUUGUCUGCGCCUUUAAAAAUUGUAAUUUUGUUCUAAAAUAGCCAAUUUUAUCUAAGUAUGUAAUAUUAACUGUACUUAUGCUUUAUUAACUAUUAACAUUCAAUUUAACGCUCAAAUUACUUAAGCUUUAUCAAGCGGCCAUAUCUAUUUUCAAAUAUACUUAACUAAUUUAGUCAAAGUUGAAACACAUUAUGAAGCGAUUAUACCAAAAAAAUAUUUAUUUCAUGGCUCAUUAUAAUUUCUAUGUUCCUUUGCUGUAUUGCAUUUAUUUAUUCAUAAAAUUGUUAAAGAAUCCAAUUUUUAUACUUUAAAUUAGAAAAUUAAAAUUCUUAUUAAUUCCAUAAAAAAAUAGCAAUAAAUAGCAUUUCGAUCUAUCUUGACGUGUCAUAAUAUAAAUUAUAUCUAGUUAAUACCUUAAUGUAUUAAUUAGCUUACUAGUAAAACAAAUAUUAACACUAGCAACAUUGUUAAGGCGGUGGUUUUGUUUUGGUGUAAUUUAGAAUAAUUACCUCAUUUGUGGUACAUAAAAGAGGGCUAUCAAUUUUAUUAUAAUAUAGCUCCGUAAAAUUUUUGGUGCGGUUAAAAAAAUAUCCAUAUCAUUUAUAGUGAUGCACAUCGUAGUUUUAAUGCAACUGAACACCCAAAGACGCUUUUCUAGUUAAAACAAAUUUAUAAAUAAGUAUUCCUCUAGACAGAUUAAGAAGUUUUUAUGUUGUUUUUUUUU
Messenger RNA from Danaus plexippus (monarch butterfly), 2544 nucleotides. Its product is annotated as ceramide synthase 5. NCBI's taxonomy places the organism in Eukaryota, Metazoa, Arthropoda, Insecta, Lepidoptera, Nymphalidae. Gene Ontology annotation, biological process: ceramide biosynthetic process. The record is from RefSeq and is a predicted model, not a curated record. The coding region runs from base 205 to 1344 and encodes 379 amino acids. The transcript has 9 exons. Gene Ontology annotation, cellular component: membrane. Gene Ontology annotation, molecular function: sphingosine N-acyltransferase activity; DNA binding.